AAGCGAUUGGGGAUAGGGGAUUAUACAAAUAUUCAUUGGGUGUCUAGGGAUUUCGAAUCUCUGCCCACAUUGGUGGAAAUGAAAGAAUUGAACUAACUGAAUAAUACCCACUAACAUUACAACUCAUACAUUAAUCAUUGUAUUUCCCUUAAUCCAUAUAUAUUAUUUUUUGGUUAUUUUUUCUUUCUGAAAAUUCAAACUAGUCUGGAAUCAAAUUGGAAUCUACGAACGGUGUGAUGGACUCAGUCUAUGUGAAAGCCUUGGUUUCCAAGCAGCUGACUGUGGGGACCCGAGGUUCUUAAUUAUAUUCUAAGAAGACUAAGCUCCUUUAAAUAGAGCAUAGCGUUGGCAUUAUUUUCCAAGUGACCUCUAAGUGUUAAAGUAGAACUCGGCCAUACAAAAAUUGUUCAAGUAGAUCAAUUCGUCUAUACAAAAAGUGUUUAUCUAAAAAAUAAAAAUAAAUAAAAAAGAUGCCUUCAUUCAUAAAAUUCCUAAAGUUUUGUGUUUGCGAAAAGGACAUUUCAUGUUCUCUCUACAAUACGAAGCAAAAGAUAGUGAUCAAGGUGCAAUUGACCUCUCAGAACUGCAGAACCAAGGCCUUGAAGAUUGCUGCAGAAGCCAAAGGUGUGAGCAAUGUUUCCAUAGACGUAGAGAAAGCGGUAGUGGAGGUGAUUGGAAUUGGAGUUGAUGCCGUUUCCUUGGCACAGUCAUUGGAGAAGCAGCUUGGCUUUGCUUCCAUUGUUAGUGUUGGAGAAGUGAAAAAACCAGAGGAGCCAAAGCCAGCCAUUCCAAUUGAAUGGACAUCAAGCUAUAUUCACUGUCCACGGUAUGCUGUGCACUAUGAUGGAUUCUGCCGAUGUUAAACGAAGCACUGUUUAAUUAAGUGCUUCUGAGAACGUAUCAAUUAUUUCUGGCUGUUGUUAAACCCUUAAGUUGUAAAUCUUUGCCUUUUUACAAUUAGUAAAAGGCAAACAUUUGCACUAUAUUUACUUGAUUAUCAUUGAAAUUGUAUUGAUUAUAAAGUUUAUGGGGGAACCUUUGAUUAA
Messenger RNA from Prunus persica (peach), 1046 nucleotides. Its product is annotated as heavy metal-associated isoprenylated plant protein 47. The coding region runs from base 471 to 863 and encodes 130 amino acids. Lineage: Eukaryota; Viridiplantae; Streptophyta; Magnoliopsida; Rosales; Rosaceae. Gene Ontology annotation, molecular function: metal ion binding. The transcript has 2 exons. The record is from RefSeq and is a predicted model, not a curated record.